AUGAUCGCGUGCGAUGAAUGCGACGAGUGGUUUCACGGCAAAUGCGUCAACAUCUCGGCAGCACAGGGGCGUCGAAUGGAGAAGUACGUGUGCCCCUUCUGCUCUGAGCGGCGGCGCAAGAGGGGCAGCGCCGCUGGGGCACCACCGACGCGGCUGCAGCAGCGAAUCAACGACGACGAUCAGGACUACGAGGACGCAGCCGACUCGCAGGGCGACGACGAGCCUCUCUUCUCCGACGACGACAGCGACGAGUGGAACGAGGACGAGGCCUACGUCAGGACCCCCUGGUACGACCCCGACACCGACCAGGUCGACCACGACGAGUGGGAGGCCGCCCUGCAGCAGCGGCGGCGGCGGCAGCAGCGAGCAGACGACGACGACGGCGAAGGCGACGAGGGCGAAGGGGAGGAAGAGGCGAAGGACGACGAAGCGGUGCAGCAGGAGCAGCCGCAACACGGCGGCAGCGGCGCCGCGGACGAAGAGGACCAGGAGUACCAGCCUGCCCGCAAGCGACGAGCCAGCAACGGCGCACUGCCCCCACGAGAAGGCAAUGGGGUGAAGCGAAAACGGAUAUACCGGGGCGACGACGACGAGGAGGACGACGAUGAGAGGCGCGAGGAGGAGGAGGAGGAGGAGACCACGGACGGUGCCCCGGGCAAUCGCUACCGGGGCUGCGACGAGACGACGAGAGCAGUGCGAGAGCGCGUGGUGGCCUCCCUCGCAGAGGCCCUCUCCAUGCCACGGCCGGCGACGGCGGAGAACGAGAGGUCGGUCGUGGAUGCGGCGGCGGUGCAGGCGCUGGCCGAAGGAAUCGAAACGGAGAUGUGGCGCAUGUUCGAGCUGCAGACCAGCUCCGCCUACAAGGCCAAGUUCCGCACCCUCCUCUUCAACCUCAAGGACGAGCGCAACCAGGAGCUGCGGGAGAGCGUACUGUCGGGGGAGAUGGCGCCGGCGGAGCUGUGCAAGAAGACCUCCAAGGAGCUGGCGCCCACCGAGCUCGCCGAGUGGCGCAAGCAGCGCGCCGAGAAGUACUUCCACGAAAACGUCAUGAUCACGGAGGAGCCCGGACCGAUCGUGAAGAAGACACACAAGGGCGAGGAGAUCCUGAACGCCGGCGUUCCCGCCUCUCCGCUCGCCCUGGAGGCGCCGACGCCCGCCCACGCUGCCGCGCCGUUGUUUUCUCCCCUUCUCUCCGCCGUCGCAGCAGCAGCGGCCGGCAACACUGCGCCUUCGGCCUCCCCAUCGGGCGACGCGCCGCCGGUGCCGCAAGCGCGCAAGAGAGCGCGCCUGUCGCCCACGCGACCGACCGGCGUGCGGUCGGCGCGAGAAGAGAACGGGAAUCGGGAGGACGACAACCGAAUGGACGAGGGAAUCGGCGCAGCGAGUUACGGCGGCCACGAAGGCGAAGACGAGGAGCCCAUGAUCGACAUCAACGUCGACGUCAGCGGACCCCUCAACGAAGUGGACAUGCUUGCCACGCCACCCGCUAAAGCCGCCCAGCCACCCAAGGAGCACGUGCCCGGCGGCCCCAUCUGGCGAGGCUCCUUGGUGAAAGCAAACAUGGAGAAGUGUGACGUGCUCGCCCACCAUCUGGCCGGACCGCACACAGCUUCCAUGCAGCACCUGCUGCCGGAGGAGCUGCAGGUGCAAGGCCGCGUGAACCUCUCCAAGCUGUCCAAAUACGUCGCCGGCCUCUCGGCUGGGUCGCGCCACAGGACCCUCUCCCUCUUCGUGCUGGAGCCGGCCGAUGAGGCGUCGUCUGUGGCCUACAUCGCCAUGCUCCACUAUUUUGGAACCAAGAGUCGAGCAGGCGUGGUCAUCAACCUGCCGGGCACGGUCAAGGAGAUGUACGUGGUGCCCAUCACGUCGGACGAUGUGCACUUCCGGGACAUGCUGCGCCUGGAGCAGGACAAGCUCCUCAUGGUGGUGGUGACAGACAAAGACUUCGUCCAAAGGCCAUGA
Acanthamoeba castellanii str. Neff is the source of this 1962-nucleotide messenger RNA. Its product is annotated as transcription factor sii (tfiis), central domain containing protein. Gene Ontology annotation, biological process: DNA-templated transcription. Bases 1 to 1962 code for a protein of 653 amino acids. Gene Ontology annotation, cellular component: nucleus. Lineage: Eukaryota; Discosea; Longamoebia; Acanthamoebidae. The transcript is spliced from 10 exons. The record is from RefSeq and is a predicted model, not a curated record.